Molecule: messenger RNA, 3490 nt
Organism: Cadophora gregata
Lineage: Eukaryota; Fungi; Ascomycota; Leotiomycetes; Helotiales; Ploettnerulaceae
Exons: 2
Coding region: 498-2000 (500 amino acids)
Cellular component (GO): membrane
Molecular function (GO): signaling receptor activity
Source: RefSeq, a predicted model, not a curated record
GGAUGACGGAUGGGCUUUUCAUACUUUCGAGCCUCCAAACUUUCAAUACCGAACCUGAGAUAACCUCGACAUUCAUCGCUAGUACUGCUUGAAACCACUUGAGCAUUUUCUAGAUCCAUUCGUCAGUUGUGCCAUGAUUGCCCAGCACCCCAAGCACUACAACCGCCCGAAAGAUUACCGACUCAACAAAAGAGUGGAUCCACAAGAUCAUACCAAGGAUCGCCCCCGACUUCUCGAAAGGUCGAACAACUUGGAACUCGACGAAUUGCCAGUCCUUCUUCGUUCCCGUGCAACUGCGACUGCUUGAGAGCAACUUCCACUCCUUUUAACAACGCCAUUCAGCUUCAUUCUUGCCGCACGUACGAAUUCAAGAGCGCGAUUUCACACCACAACUCCUGAGCGAGCACAACAACGACGGAAUCCCCGCCUCUGACACCCCCACCACUUCAACUUUAUAAAGACGCCUUCACCCAUUACCGUGCCGGAAGAAUUUCACGAUGGUUUGCACAAGUCCUUCGCUGACUGUGGAGUCGUAUGAGGAGAGCGAUGGUGCGGUUGCGACUGGGAAAGACGACCGAGACGACAAGCCCAUUUAUAGGAGACGGCACUCCUCAUUUCACCCGCGGAGGAAAAGCACCGAGUACGGUAUGGAUGGCGAUGAUAGAUUACUGCUCAAGGUCGACAUCUUCCUCUCUGAACUAGAACGACGCCUGGACUUCCUGGAGAACUACGGAAACCUCAAUUUCGAUGCUGGGAUCUCACGAGCGUAUGCUACACUACAGGCCGUGCGAGCUCGGUGCUCUCAAGCCUCGGGAGAGGUAAUUGGGGCCGGGAGACGCAGGGCGAGGGUUAUGGUUGAGACGGUGGAGUCAAGGUAUCAGGAUGCGCUGGCUGCCAAGGAGACCAUGGGUGAGAAAAUACACACAGGGAUCGGAUUGCUGGAAGCUAUACUCUCGGAAUUCGAAGCUCGGGCAUACAAGAUGAGGGAGCAGGGCUUUGUAGGCGCAGCUGGUACUCUGAUGGACGAGGGACGGAGAGUGGUGGAUGAGGGGAUCGAACGAGCGAGAGAAGUCGUCGAUGAGGGUAUUGAGAGGGCUCGCAAAGCGGCGGAGACUAUGGAGGAACAUAUUCAAAACGCCAUCGUUCGAGCGCGAGAGCAUGGUCUCAUCAGAUAUGAGGAUUUGCCUGUGCCAUGGCGGGUCAAUCCUCAUAUUGUAAAGGGGUACCGAUUCACGGAAUCAAAAGUCGAUUGUGUACGAUCUAUGUUCGGUCUCUCGAACGAAUUGGUUAACAUCUGGUCACACGCAAUCGGACUGUUUAUUGUGCUGGCAAUUGCUUUCUACUUCUACCCUACCAGUGUCAAUUUCUCCGUCAGUACGAAGACCGACGUUUGCAUCGCCGCGGUAUUUUUCUUCGCGGCCUGCAAAUGCCUCGUUUGCAGCACCAUGUGGCACACCAUGAACAGUGUUGCAGACCAAACACUCAUGGAACGAUUUGCUUGUGUUGAUUAUACUGGAAUCUCGCUGCUGAUCGCUGCUUCGAUCAUGACGACUGAAUACACCGCUUUUUAUUGCGAGCCUGUGAGCCGGUGGAUCUACAUGACUCUCACAGCGACACUAGGUAUCGGUGGUGUCAUUCUUCCCUGGCAUCCGACCUUCAACCGCGCUGAUAUGGCGUGGGCACGAGUAGCCUUCUACGUUACUCUUGGUGCGACGGGCUUUGCUCCUGUAUUGCAACUUAACCUCGAUCGUGGUGGAGCUUGGGCGUGGGAGUUUUACGCCCCAAUAGCGAAGAGCAUUACAGUCUACCUUGUUGGAGCUGUUGUCUAUGCCAGUCAGAUCCCAGAGAGGUGGUGUCCAGGUGCCUUCGAUUACAUCGGAGGUAGUCACAACCUGUGGCAUUUUGCUGUCCUGGGAGGUAUUCUGUUCCACUAUAUGGCCAUGCAAGAGUUCUUCACAGGUGCUUUUGCUAGAGCCGACAAUGGGUGUGGGCUAUACUGAUUUUUGUUCACAUGUUUUACAUGGGGUUUGUUUUGGGCAUGGCGACGGUGUCGGAGCAUCUGGUUUGGAUAUCAAUAAUGUGAUACUUGGAUGAUGUCACAGAGAAAUGUACAAAUGGUCGAGCUCUUUUUUAAUGUUGAGAUUUACAAAGCUAUAGUUAGUUCUUGGCUGUUGGCUGUUAAGGAUCAAUCAAUGCUUGGACUUCCAAUGCUAUGCAUAUGGUUCCUCCUACUACCACGUCUUUCCCUCUUUUGUGUCAACUUCCGGGGUAUAGCUACCCACCUACCCUUCCACCUGUUCUUCCACUGCUCGACAGACUUCUUCUAGAAACGGUCAAAGCUUCUUCUAUCCUCUCUUGCACCGCUCUCGUUCUCUCUGUUGCAUAUCGCCUCUCAGCUAUAACCACGCGCCUCCCAUUAAGAAGCAAGGAAGCCGCAUACGGCCAAUCUCAAUUCCAUUAAAAGCACGCACUCGCCUCUUUACCCACAGUCCUCGCCUUCUUGCUUGCAGCUACCUGCUCACGCCAGUAUACCACUUUGGUUCACAGUUAUCCACUUUCAGCCAGCUAUGGUGAACAUCGUCUCCAGAUUGGACUUUAGCCUGCCUGCAUGGUUUUGACUCUGCUUUGCUUGCUUCCUGCGAGGCGGGCCGAGACGAGAACAGGUGCAAGCAGAAGCGGGCAGAGAGGCAAGAGAACGUGAAGUGAUAUAUUUUUAGUGUUGCGCUUCUGUUGCAUAUCGUACUUAGCUGUUUAGCCACAUCUAUUCUCCUAGAGAAGUUGUCCACGAGUACAUGACCUUAUGACACGUCGCUUGAAGUGAAGUUCUUAGAUGCGUUUGUUGAUUUUCGUACUUGAUUGCCGAACGUCAACCUCGGAGAUGGAUGCUCGCUUGGUCGUCUGCUUGUCAACGGCAUCCCGUUUGAGGACCCAAGCACUCUCUGCCACAGUCGAAUCAAGCCAUAGCACCCAAUUGGAGCUCGUUUCCUGAAGCCACUGCAGACAGAUAGAUCUGAGCCUCCUCACAGUCUCCGUAUCGGUCGUUGAACAACGAUGUCUCGUAACCGGGACGCGGCUAUUCGACCCGCGAACGCUGCCUUGGAAUAUUGAGGCGCGAUAGCUCUGCCCCAGGAAUAUCUGUCGGGCGAUAAGGAACGCUCUAUCCGGGUGUUGGACCCGAGGGAAAAUGUGGUGGCUGAUGAGAAGUCCCUGCUUAAGUUAGCAUGUUCAUAGCGAGGUGGUCUGGUUAAUAUGGGUAAAUGGACUCGGCUGGUGAGCCGAUACCUGCAGUCAAGGAUUUUUCUUAGCUGUGGUAAUUGACAGAGUCGCGCAUAUUUGUGGUUGUUGAAUUGAUGGUACGAUUGAGGUUGUGAGAUGUCAUUGUAACGAAAAAGUUGUUGCGAAUGGCUGCUCACCUGUAUGUUUAUGCUACGUCAUUCUGCUAUGACAGAGGAGAUUCAGCUUGUAUUACGCUCUUGAAAUGAAACUUUGG